Messenger RNA from Didymosphaeria variabile, 471 nucleotides. RefSeq lists its product as uncharacterized. The record is from RefSeq and is a predicted model, not a curated record. The transcript is spliced from 2 exons. Bases 1 to 471 code for a protein of 156 amino acids. Lineage: Eukaryota; Fungi; Ascomycota; Dothideomycetes; Pleosporales; Didymosphaeriaceae.
AUGCGCUUGUUCAAGAAUUCCCUCACGAACAUCACAAAGAGACGGUACGCGAAGGUGCACGACGUACAGAUCAAGUUUGUUCAAGAGAAGGAAGCUCAGACCACCAUGGAGAAAAACGUCCACAACCAACCCCUUACCCUCCAUUCCACGCGGCCCCUCACCGGCUUCCUCCGUACAGGCUACUGCGAAGCGCCGCGCUCAGAUACAGGCAACCACUCUGUGGCCGGCAUCAUGACCAACGAGUUCCUGGAUUUCUCCGCUGCCAGGGGGAAUGAUCUGAGGCAGGCGGGGCUGAGCGACGGGUGUAAGUGGUGUCUUUGUGUGGCUCGAUGGAAGGAGGCGUUUGAUGCGAGGAGUGGGGAUAAUGAUAGGAAGGUGCCGAAGGUGGUGCUGAGUGCGACGAACAAGAGGGCGUUGGAAGGGGCGACGAUGGAGGAGUUGAGGAAGUUUGCUGCGGAGGAGAAGAAUUAG